Messenger RNA from Carlito syrichta (Philippine tarsier), 1866 nucleotides. RefSeq names its product Golgi apparatus membrane protein TVP23 homolog B. The transcript has 7 exons. The record is from RefSeq and is a predicted model, not a curated record. NCBI's taxonomy places the organism in Eukaryota, Metazoa, Chordata, Mammalia, Primates, Tarsiidae. Gene Ontology annotation, biological process: protein secretion; vesicle-mediated transport. Gene Ontology annotation, cellular component: Golgi membrane. Bases 133 to 741 code for a protein of 202 amino acids.
AGUGGGGUCGGGCUAAGGCCUAUCCAUUGGCUCCUUCUGGCCCGUGGUGACGGGGUAGCGUCAGUUCCGGUGCCGAUCCGACGGCUGCCGCGCUGACGUGGCUCCCGGAAGUGGGGCUGGCGCACGGCCGCCAUGUUGCAGCAGGACAGUAAUGAUGACACUGAAGAUGUUUCACUGUUUGAUGCAGAAGAGGAGACAACUAAUAGACAAAAAAAACCCAAAAUCAGACACCCAGUGGCAUCAUUUUUCCAUUUAUUCUUUCGAGUCAGUGCACUUGUAGUCUAUCUUCUCUGUGAAUUGCUCAGCAGCAGCUUUAUUGCCUGUAUGGUGACAAUUAUCUUGUUGCUGUCAUGUGACUUUUGGGCUGUGAAGAAUGUCACAGGUAGACUAAUGGUUGGCCUGCGUUGGUGGAAUCACAUUGAUGAAGAUGGAAAGAGCCAUUGGGUGUUUGAAUCCAGGAAGGCAUCCUCUCAAGAGAAUAAAAACAUUUCAGAGGCUGAAGCAAGAAUCUUUUGGUUGGGACUUAUUGCCUGCCCAGUGCUGUGGGUGAUAUUUGCCUUUAGUGCCCUUUUCUCCUUCAGAGUAAAGUGGUUGGCAGUAGUUAUCAUGGGUGUGGUGCUACAAGGUGCCAACCUAUAUGGUUACAUCAGGUGUAAAGUGGGCAGCAGAAAGAAUUUAACCAGCAUGGCUACCUCAUAUCUCGGAAAGCAGUUUUUGAAACAAGUAAAACACUGGAGAUGAUCAGACUUCUUGAAUAGAGAGAGAAAGCUUAUAUGUUCUGUUACACUGGGGAACAACUGAAGAGAUUCUUGAUUCUGAACCAUUAAGAGCACAGCUUAUGUUGCAAUGAGGAGUACUGGGUUUGUUUUUUCUACUUAAGAAUUAUAUUUAAAAAAAGAAAAGUAAUUUUCGUAUUAAAAUUUUAUUUUCUUUCCAGUAGUUGGGGCUAGAAAGUAUGUUGUCACUAGAAACAUUGUCAAAAUUUGUUUUGUGGUGUACAUAAGUUGCACAUAGUUAUAUAUCAGUAUGUCUCAAAUUAAGUGUUUGUGUUCAUUUACAUAUGUAACAGAAAUGUUUGCAUUUUGAUCCAUAGAACAUAGAAUUACGUUCUUAGUCUAUUUCAAAGCAUGUGUUUAUGUAUUAUUUCUGUAGAUUAUUUUCAGAAAUAAGCUUUGCUUUCAUGAUAAGAGUACUUUGGCAUAUGUAUAAGUUAGAAAUAAUUGCUAAUUUUUAAUAUGUACUUCAUGGUGAAAUUUAGAGAUGUGCAAGCAAGUAAAAACCAAAUUCGGGUCAGUGGUGUUAACUAGUUUCUAAAAUUUUUGUUUAUUUUUAUUUGUUAGAAGUCAUUUACUUAAGGCUCAUUAAUAGAAGUAGAAUCUUCAGAGUUUAUGUUUAAGGGAUAUCCAGAGAUUGCUGCUGUUCUUACAAAAGAUAGCCACAUUUCACUUUGGAACUUCCUGGAAUCUCUUGGUCCUUGGACUAAUAAAAUUUUUUCUUGUAUCACUAAAAAAGCAUUAUUCUUAUGUCAUAAUGAGAAUUACAUUUAAAUACUUGGCAUAAUAAUUGCCUGAAAGACAGUUUAUGAAUCUAUUUUUUUUCUUUUUGCUAUAAUGGGAAUAUUAUAAAUCAUGAAUUUGUAGUAUUUCUUAAAGCAGUAUAUUUAACUGUAAACUAAUCUACAAACUAUCGUAGUCUGUAAAUUCAAUUGUUGGUACUGUAAACUUUGGAGUCUUAAUCAGAUUAUGUUGUAAAUGUAUUUGUACAUUGUUAAAUAUUUUUAAGUUGUUUAAUUGAAUGUCUUUAUUGGAAUGAUAGCUUUGAAGGUGCAAAACUUUAUAUUUGUAUAAAACUCUACUGUUUACCAAG